Molecule: messenger RNA, 1077 nt
Organism: Prorocentrum cordatum
Lineage: Eukaryota; Dinophyceae; Prorocentrales; Prorocentraceae
Source: the annotation of a GenBank genome assembly
CCCCAGGCCUAUGGCACGCAUCCCCGGUCCCGGGCCGACGGUUGGCCUGGCCUGGCUCGAUGCAGGUCUACAGGCUGGCGCUCCACCUGGAGAGGUGGACACCGCGCGGCCACCCUUCGCGCCCGCAGCGGGCCAUACUCGCGCAUGCAGAUCGCAGGGGCCGUCCGCGGCACUCCUCCUGUACAGCGUGCCGCCACGACCACCAGGGCAGGCCAUCACAGCCACCGAGGGGGACACGGGAAGCGCUCGGCCCCGAACGGGGAGGAGCGAGAAGGAUGGGGAGGAAAGAGGGGAGGAGGAGGAGGAGAAGGAGGAGGAGGAGGAUAAAGAGGAAGGUCACCAUGGCCACAAAAUAGAUCGGCUGCAGCGCACGAAUCUCGAGCGCUGCCUCCAGAGCUGGAGGAGUUAGGCGAGCCAAGCAGAGAUGAAUGGCUAGGGCUGACAACUCCUUGGGCCAGGAGGGACGGGUCAGCCCUGCGAGCGCGCCCGCGCGCUGCGGCGCAGGGGCCCGCAGCCUUGAAAGCGAAUAACAGCCGACCGGGGCGGGGCGGGGCCGCGGGACGGGGCAGCCAGCGCCGCGGGGACAGCAAGACUCGCCCGCCAGCGGGCCCGGGGCCUCACACGGGAGCUGGCGGCAGCGGAAUCGAAUCUCGGCCUGCCGCCGGGGCCGCGGGAUCCUACAGAGCGGGAGGCUGCCUCGCGCGCCGGGUGUUCCCGUGCGCCGAGGUGCGCGGGCCGACGGCCGACCGGUGCAGUGGCGGCGGGGGGCGCCGGCUGGCCGGGGCCCCCUGGUCGUCACGGGGAAAGCGGAGGGCGCGCCUGCGGCGCACCCUGGCGGAAAGAGAGGGGUCCUGGAGGGGACUGGGGCGGCUGCCCCUGCAGUGCCACCCUCACAGGGGGCGAGGAACCAGGCAGGGCCCGACCGGCGAGUGGGGGAAGCGUAGGCGGCCUCGGGCACCGAACGUGGUGACCUGCACUCGGAGCACGCAGGGAGCGGGGGGAAGCGGCACGCGACGAGCGGCCAGCGGCGGCAGGGCUCGUUGCAGGCCUGCCGCCGGGCGCCGGCUCACCCGCACC